This is a messenger RNA of Saccostrea cuccullata (small rock oyster), 1927 nucleotides long. RefSeq lists its product as uncharacterized. Lineage: Eukaryota; Metazoa; Mollusca; Bivalvia; Ostreida; Ostreidae. The transcript has 12 exons. The record is from RefSeq and is a predicted model, not a curated record. Gene Ontology annotation, cellular component: nucleus. Gene Ontology annotation, molecular function: protein binding. The annotation marks the transcript as partial. Gene Ontology annotation, biological process: regulation of gene expression.
CUCCUUGCUAUUCGUCUUCAACGAGCAAUUAGAGAGAAAAAGAUUUCAGAAGCAAAGAAGCUAUUGGAGGAAAAACCUGACAUACACCACAAAGAUAAGAUUGGGUGCCAAUGUUUACAUUAUGCAGCACAAGAAGGCCUUAUUGAAAUUGUUAACCUACUUCUGGAGGCGGGAGCGCAUGUCAACUGUUUUGAUCACAAUGGACAGUCUCCCUUACAUAAAGCUUCAGCCCGGGGUCACUUAGACGUAGUUAUUACCCUGGUAGCUAAUGGUGCUCAAGUGGCUUCAUUAGACUGGGAUAACCACACUCCAUUUGAAAAGGCCGUCCUCUCCCGCUCCGUAGAGGUUGUAGAGUGGUUACUUACGUUUGGUGCAGAACCAAACUUACAGGACUGGACAUGGGUCAUGGAUAUGAAAGAAAAGGAGAAGAAAAUUCAAGAACUUAUAACAAACCAUAUCCCUCUUGUCCCCGGAUACAAAUAUGAGGGAAUAAAAUUUGAAGUUGUGUAUGUGAAACCUAACGAGGAUUGUGUUAUGGAGAAAUUGAAGUUAACACUGAAAGCAAUGGAUGCACGGAAUCCCUUUAUAUUUUUCUGUCGAAAAAUGCAAUCAGAAUACACAGAACUUAAAUCACUCCUACACGAGGAGCAAAUACCAUACAGUGACAUGUUUGAAAUUCGACAAUGGGGAGUAACUCGUAAAACAUUCACUUUGUCAUUAAUUGUUGAAGGAGUUCCUAAAUGUAACGAACAUUUAUCCGUUAUUUCACCUCACGGCCAGAUCGGACGAGUGGAUAACUUCGUCAAGAAUGAAGACGAAAAUACAACAGAAGUGCUUAUUACAAUAAAAAUGAAUCCCAAGGGAUCUACACAGUUUGCAAUCGUAAGUGUCUUCAAGAAAGAGACGUUUGCAAUAUCACAGGAAGAGGUCGUCAUCCAACCGACCUCUGAGCCUGAGGCAGAAAUCGAAAUUCCAAAGGGAACGUUCGAAAAAGCGGCCGAGCUUCAACUUAAUGUGGUUGACACAAAAGAUGUGAACGAGGACGAGGUCGAUGAGACUGGGCCUCUUCUGAUGACAAAUGUAAUCGAUAUGUCGAUGAGCGAUGGACAGCAACCAAAAGAGGAGAUUGUGAUGAAACUACCCAUCCACCAGAAAGGCGGGGAGGAAGACGAGAUGUGUGUUUUGGCCACUUCAGAAGAAGACCCAGAUGACGCGGAUGAUUGGGAGAUUAUUGAAGCUCAGAGAGAUCCAAAAGGAAGAGCUGCUGUUUUCAGGAUAAAACAUUUCUCGAUCUAUGCUGGGGCUAGCAAGAAAAAAGCGUUGGAGGAUAAACAAGAACUUGUUGAAGCCAUCCAGCGUUCCAUUCAGAAGAAACGGAAAGUGGAAUUUCUAGUUUUUACGCGUCUGGAGCAAGAAAGAGGAAAAUUUCAAUUCAUCCUUGAGUGUUGGACCACCAAAAGGCUAAAAAAGGGAAAAUCGAAAUGGGAGAGUGAGGAAGGCUGUGAAUCUGUGACUGGCCUAGAUGGAACCUUUGUCAUUGACGAAAAUCAGACUUUUAAGUUGUUGUUUAAAGGGAACUGCAGGAAAAUCUCCAGUGAGACAAGUGGAAGUAAAGAUGAUGAAGAAGAAGAAGACGACGAAAAAGACGAUGAAAAGGACGAUAAAAACACUGAUUAUGAGGGAGAUGACACGGUUGCUUUAGAUUUUAUCGGCAAAAAAGGUUACGCUUACACCGUCGUCGAUAUGAUUGUUCUGAAUACCAACAAACCAAAUGGAUUGGUGACAAUUGAAAAAGAGAACCGCUCCAUUGAGAAGGUAGAAGAAACCAAGAUUGAACCCGGAGGACUCUGUGGAGCAAAGGAACGAAAAGAAAUAGUUGACAGAGUGAAAGUCGAGUUUGAGAAGCUCAUAGAGUUUCCGCUAGGAG